Closterium sp. Naga37s-1 is the source of this 5901-nucleotide messenger RNA. NCBI's taxonomy places the organism in Eukaryota, Viridiplantae, Streptophyta, Zygnematophyceae, Desmidiales, Closteriaceae. The record is from the annotation of a GenBank genome assembly.
AUGACGGUCGCUGUCGUUCCGCUAGAAGUGGGAAGCCGAGAAACGGGCGAGCCACGGCCGGGAGUCGCGCAGCAGCAGUCGAGAGGCACGGAGCAGAGAAGCCAGAGCGGCGCGGCGAGGAUUCAGGCUGAUGGUGAUACGGAGAUGCCGCACCCGCAGGGAAUUGCUGAGAAAGCAGUAAAAUUGGAUGUGGUCGAAGCAACGGGUUCAAGGAAGGUGGCGGAGCCUUCGUCAGAAGCCACGGGUUCGGCUACUAUCGAGGGUUCGGGGCAAGUUGGCGGUGCUGCGCCGGUAGAUGCGGGCGCAAUUGCGGCGCAAGCGGGUGCGGCGCAAGCAGGGUCCCCAACAGAAGCUGGGCCGCGCAGGACUGGGCGUCAAGAGGCGGCGCUUGGGGCAAGCGGCGCAGGGGAGCCGGGAAAGAGGGCGGCGGAAGUAAACGAACCCCCCGCGGGGGUGAUCCCCGCGGGAGUGCCCAUCCCCCCCUCGGGAGUAACGUACGCUGGCGCGGUGCCAGGCGCAGCAGGCGGAGCAGCUGGCGGAGCUUCCGCCAGUGUACCCGCGGAUGCGGUCGCCCCCGCGGGGGGCGCAGUCCAUGCGCCUGGCGCUGGUUUUCCGCCCAUGGGAGGAGGGCAGAUAGUAGGCGGCGCAAUGGGAGGAGCGCAGCUGGGGGAAGUGGUUGAUCUGGGGGGAAUUGGCGGAGGGAUUGGGGGGAUGGGCGGAGGGAUGGGCGGAGGGAUGCGCGGGGGAAUGGCAGGCGGAAUGGCGGGCGGAAUGGGUGGUCAACCACCGGAAUGGCCUCGUCGGAGACAGACGGGCACAGAUAAGAGCCGGUACAACUAUGCCUCCGCGAAUCACGGCGCCAAGAUAGUGGACUGUAGCAGCGAGGCGAAACGACCCCAGGCCGUUUUAGACGAGGAUAAGGACAAGUACUUACGCAUCCCGUGCAGUGUGGCGAACAAGUUCCUCGUUAUAGAACUUUCUGAGUUCCUAGCGCGGAUAGAAACUAUCGUACUCGCGAACUACGAGUUUUACGCCUCUUCCACAAAAGACUUCGAAGUCUGGGCCAGUAGAAAUUACCCCUCGGACCGCUGGCACUUUCUGGGAAACUUCUCAGCACAGAGCGUGCGGACGCCCCAGGCGUUCGAGGUGACAGGCAGCGGAGAUCUAGGGGAUUCAGUGCGGUACGUAAUGGUGCGGCAGCUGUCGCACCACGGGGCGGAAUUCUUCUGCACGCUGAGUCUGGUGCGAGUGCACGGGGUGAACGAGCUAGAUGGGCUCAGAGAGGAGAUGGAGGCAAUGACGAGGAUGAUGGGGGCGGGUAGACAGGCUGUGCCUGCUGCUCCUCCGGGCAGGCAGGGUGUUGCUGCUGCUGCUGCUGCGCCAACGCUUCCGGUGGUUUCGCAGGCGGCUAUCGCUCCAGUGGUUACCACUCCUCAAGCGGUUACCUUUCCUCCAGUGGUUACCACUCCUGAAAUGGUUACCACUCCACAAGUGGUUACCAUUCCCCAAGUGGUGACGGUGGGGUCUGUGGGCUUAGAUGGUUCAGUGGGUUCAGAGGGUUCCAGAGCGGUGCCAGCCCAGGCAGAGGGGUCUGAUCCACCGUCCACUGUUGGACCUUCUGAGCAAUCGCCGCCACUCUCUGUGCCCGCCGCUGCUGUUGGUGCCGCUGCAGAAGCAGCAAGGGCUGCUGCUCCCACAAGCUCUGCCUUUUUCCAUGAGUCUUCCCAACCUGUCCAGACUCCCAAUCCUCUUCCUGCCUUUCCGCCUCCUCCUCCUGCUGCGGCUGCUGCUACUCCCAAAGAUGCUGCCGCAUCUGCAGCUUCUCCUGCUGCGGCUGCUGCUACUCCCAAAGAUGCUGCCGCGUCUGCAGCUUCUCCUGCUGCGGCUGCUGCAGAUGCGCCUGUUGCCACUUCCAGUGAGUCAGCAGUCGCUCCAAGCGACACAGGGGCGAGUGAGGAAGCUGGGAGCACAGGGGGUAGCACGGCCAACAAUGGGAGUUCCACAGGUGCACGUGGCGCCAUCGCACAACCACCAGUUCCUGGCUCUGUCCCUCUGGGAAACUCGCCUGCUGCGGAAACUGCCACUAGGAAGGCCGACGAGCUGUCUGGUGGGAGCAGUAGAGUGGGCGUAGAAGGAGGAGAAGAGGCAGGUGAGGUGUAUGGGGGGGUGGAAGAGCGAGGUGUGUUGAUCCAGCGCGGUACUGAGAGGGAGGGGGGAGGGAGCAGCGAGGGUAGCAGGGAGGGCAGCAGUGAAGUGGUGCCUCAGGAAGGAGUGGAUUCAGUAAGGAGUAUUGGUGGCAGUGGCGGUAGCAACAACAUCAGUGGUAGAGGCAACGUCACGAGUGGCAGUAGCAGCACAGGGGACAGUGGUAGCAGCAACGCCACCACAGGGAGCAACGGAGGCUCGAUUCAGAGCGGGGGGGAAGUGGAGGGGAGGGAAGCGGAGAAGCUGAUGAUAAGUACAAGGGCAAAGGGGACAGAUUACAACGGGAGUGUUGAGGGGAAAUCUGGUGCGGUUGCGGCAGGUGAAGCGGCUGGGGAGGAGGGGAGGGCGGGGGGAAGGCAUGGGGUGGGCAGGUUGGGAGAGGGAGAGAGUGAGAAGCUGGCUGGGAAGGGAGAAGGUGCAGGAUGUGCGUCAGUGGAUGGAGCAGCAGGGCACAGAGGAUCAGCAGCGGGUGCAGAUCCUGCUUCUGGGUGUGAUACUGGGGGAGGUGUGGAGAUGGGUGCGGCUAUGGUAAGAGACGGUUCCAAUGAAGAAAAGGCACAUUUUGAUACAGGCUUGGGGGCAGGAGCUGAGGCAAGCGUUGAAGCAGGCGCUGUGGCAGGCGCUGUGGCAGGUGGUGAGGGAGGUGGUGGGGGAGGAACAGGGGAGGUGAAGCGUGAAGGCGGAUUUUCAGCACCAGUGAGCGGAGAAGGUAGUGAGAAGCUCUCUUCUUUGAAGGAGGAGGCGACAGGAGCUUCAGGAGGGCGAGAAGGAAAGGGAGGGAGUGGGUUGGAAGGAGGAAGGGAAGUUUUGACGCGCCUCAAAACUCACCUCGAAGCAACAGGAGAUUCAGGAGGGUUAGAAGCGAAGGGAGGGAGUGGGGUGGAAGGAGGAAGGGAAGGCAACAGGGCGGAGGAGGAGCAGAGUGAUUCUGGUGGUGAUGGGAGUGAGCCGGCUAGGCGAGAGUUUGGGGGAAUGAGAGAAGCUGAGGGGGGAGAUUCGAGGUUGUUGGGUAAGGGAUUAGGUUCGGAUGAGCUUAGACACGUGGCAGGGGAGAAGCAGAAGAAUGGAGGGGAUGUGGGAAGGGGAGUGAGGGAGGAAGUGGACGAGGUUAUGGAGACCCGGGUGGGGAGAGGCGAGUUGGAAGCAGCCGUUGGGGAUGGCAGAGGCUCGUCUCUGACUGGUUUAGUUAAAGGAGAAGAGAAGGCAGAGGCAGAAGCAGAGGCAGAGGCAGAGACAGGGGCAGUGGCAGGGGCACAGGCAGGGGCAGGGGCAGGGGCAGAUGCAGUGGGAGGGGCCAAGGCGGAGGCAGCAGCAGAGGCAGAUCCCAGCAUUGCUUCUGGUGGAGGGAUCUCUGUUUCUGCUUCCAAAGAGCCGCAAGGUCGAGCAGGCGAUGGUGACACGGUAGGCAGCGAGGCAGGUACUGGAUCCGGGGCAUCUAGUCGGGUAGGUGUCCCCCCCACUGCUUCCUCUUUGCCAUCCGCUCCCACGCCCUCACACGAGGGCUCUGCCCCUGGGGCUGGUUCAUCUGGAGGGGCAGGUGCGCUGGGAGAGGGAGGUUCUUCAUAUGAUAUGGAAGGUUCGGGAGAAGAGACAGGUGCAAAUGGGAAGACAGGAGCAUGUGAAAAAGGGGCAAGAGAAGCAAAGAUGGAUGGGGAGAGUGGAGGGGAGGGAGAGAGAGUGAACAGGAAUGCGGUGGAGGGUGGAGGGAGGAGCAGUCUGGGAGCUGCUCCUUCAGGUGGAUUGUCAGGUGGCUUAUCCGACAAGGAAGGGAACGUUCAGGUGAAAACAGCAGGGGCAGGCGUGGAGCAGGCGUCACCGUCAGCAGCAGCAGAUGGCCGGCAGACAGCCGGCAGUGCAGUAGGCAAUAACGGAGCCCUCAUUAGUGGAGCUCAGGUGGUCACCAGUACCACCCCCUUCAGCAUCAGCAGCAGCGGCAGCAGCUUUGCCGGUGCUGCCAGCAACCUGUAUGGGCUCAAGUCGCUGAUGCACAUGGUGAGGCAGUGGGAGGACAAGCAGGCGGUGCUGGAGCAGUAUAUUGAAGACAUGGCUGCAUCGUACGCAGCUAACCUUGCUUCUACGGAUGCUGAGCUGCUCUCGUUGAGGACUCGCCUGCGGAAUGCUACUGGUACCAUUGCAGGGCUGCAGGCGCAGCUGCAGAAUGCGGACAAGCCCGCGGUGCUGGAGCAGUAUGUGGACGACAUGGCUGCCUCCUAUGCGGCUAACCUUGCUUCUACGGAUGCUGAGUUGCUCUCGCUGCGCACACGUCUGCGAAAUACCACGGUUACCAUUGCAGGGCUGCAGGCACAGCUGCAGAACUCGUGGGAGGGCAAGCAGGCGGUGCUGGAGCAGUAUGUGGAGGGCAUGGCUGCCUCCUAUGCUGCUAACCUCGCCUCCACGGAUGCCGAACUGUGUAUGAAGCAGCCAAUAGCGGUGGAGGAUGUGGAGCGGGAGGUGAAGAUCCUGCAGCUGUUGUCGGGCCAUCCCAACGUGGUUCAGUUUAUCGACGUCUUUGAAGACACGGAACUCGUGUACAUUGCCAUGGAGUUGUGUGAAGGAGGAGAGCUGCUUGACAGGAUUCUGGGCAAGAAGGACAACCGGUACUCGGAGAAGGACGCGGCUAGCGUGGUGAGGCAGAUGCUCAACGUGGUGGCGCGCUGUCACCUGAACGGCGUCGUGCACCGCGACCUCAAGCCCGAGAACUUUCUGUUCGCCAACAAGACGGAGGAAUCGCCUCUCAAGGCCACCGACUUUGGCCUCUCGGACUUCAGAAAGCCAGGCAAGCACUUCACGGACGUGGUGGGCAGCGCCUAUUACGUGGCUCCUGAGGUGCUCAAGAGGCGGUCGGGGCCGGAGAGUGACGUGUGGAGCAUCGGGGUCAUCACGUAUAUCUUGCUGUCAGGCAGACGACCGUUCUGGGAUAAAACAGAGGCCGGCAUUUUCAACGAGGUGCUGAAGAAGAAACCCGACUUCAGGGAGAAGCCGUGGCCGCAGAUCUCAUCCAGCGCCAAGGACUUUGUCAAGAAGCUGCUCAAGAAGGACCCGCGCGCCCGCCCCACCGCUGCACAAGCCCUGUCGCACCCGUGGGUGAAGGAGGGAGGCAACGCGUCGUCCAUCCCGCUAGACAUAGCAGUGCUGUCCAACAUGAGGGAGUUUGUCAAGUACUCACGCCUCAAGCAGAUGGCGCUCAAGGCGCUAGCGACGACUCUGGAGAGCACGGAGGUGCAGCAGCUGAGGGACCAGUUCAACGCAAUGGACAUCAAUGGGGACGGCACCAUCACCAUCGAUGAAAUCCGACAUGCGCUCAACAAGGACCUGCCGUACGAAGUGAAGGAGACCAAAGUGGUGCAGAUCUUGCAAGCGAUGGACACCAACUGUGACGGCAUUAUUGAUUUUGACGAGUUCGUGGCGGCCACGCUGCACGUGCAGCAGCUGGAGGAGGCUGAUUCAGCCAAGUGGGAGGAGCGCUCCAAGGCAGCAUUCAACCACUUCGACACGGAUGGAGAUGGCUUCAUCGACGCGGAGGAGCUGAGAGUGGCGGCGCAAUUCGCGCGGAUGGAGGAGGACUGGGAGGAGGAGGCUGUUGACGCGUCGCAGGGAGACGCGUCGCAAGCGGAGGACGACAGGACGUACAUUGGCAGUGUGCUCUUUAACAUCAAGGGUCUGCAGCACUACCCGGGGACCGUGAACCCGCGAGAG